AUGGCUUACAACGCUAAGCCGCAGCCCAACCUCGAUGGGUUGGGUAUUUUCUUUAUCAUCUGGACUUUUAUCUGGACCUUCAUCGUCAUCGGCGGCAUGGUCUUUCUCUGGCGUCGUCGCGACAUGCCCAUGCUUCGAAUUCGAGACCUCCCACUUACCUUUGUUGCCAUCAUGAUGCUCCACCUCUACUGGGGCGCCAUCCAGACAGGCUAUGUCUACUUUCCGCUAUUUACUCCCGAGGGAGAGUACUGGAUCAUGAGUCUGUACUUCCCUAUCGGUAUUGCUUUGUUUCACGCCUCCAACAGUCGCUUUUUGCAUGUCGCCAAGCAGCAGAAGGAGCUGUUUGCUUCGGACGAAAAGACCUACAGUAGGCCUCGUGCUCGACGGGACUCUUGGCUUGGGAAAUUCCAGGCUUUGGAUUAUACAAAGAAGAUUCUCGUAACGAUUGGAUUCGGUAUGACCAUCCAGUUCAUCCUCACAAUCAUCAUGUGGUGCAUCUCGAGGAAGUUCCAUCACAGCUGGGGUGUUGUCGGCACUGAAGUCCACCCGGGUACCAAGGAGUACGAAAAGUCUCAGAUUGGCAAAGGUUGGGAAUGGUGGCCUUCUGUAUUCUGGCAAUUUAUCUGGGCAUGGAUGGUCGCCCCUUACAUCCUCUGGCAGUCGCGUGGCAUCAAUGACACGCAGGGAUGGCGCACUCAAACCAUUGCUUGCUGCAUUGCCAACCUUCAUGCCACUCCUAUGUGGCUCGUCGCCUUGCUUGCCAUCUCCAUCAUGGCCAUUGAGAUCUUCACUAUCUUCUGGCCCUGCUGGGAAGUCCUCCAGCACCAAACCCUGCGACAGGAAACUCUCGACUCCAUCGCCCAAUGGCAGCUCAACAAAAAGGCGGUGACGCAUGGUGCUCAAUCUGUUGCCACGGGAUCCACGACUGUUGCUGCUUCGGCUCUCACCUCUUGGUCCAAGGACGGCUCUGUCAAGAGCAGCGCUUCAGGUGAGAGCAUUCUCACAAUGGAAGCUCUCGAAUAUGUCCUUGAGCGCAACCCCGAACCUCUUCAGCAAUUCUCUGCCCUUCGCGACUUUUCCGGCGAAAACAUUGCCUUCUUGAGAGCCGUCGCUGAAUGGAAGUCUUCAUUACCGCCUUCUGUUCGCGACCCCGAGAAGAUCAAAGAGCCUGACGUGCAAGAACUUGUCCGCGAACGCUUCAAUAGUGCGCUGCGCAUCUACACCAGCUUCAUCAGCUCGCGCGACGCCGAGUUCCAGAUCAACCUGUCUUCCCAACAACAACGCAAACUCGAGACUGUCUUUGAGGAAUCUGCGCGCAGCCUCUUUGGCGACAAGGGCACCGUCGACCCAGCGUUGCCAUUUGAGACAUUCCAGAUGACCACCACAGCCAACAAGGUCAAGUCAUCUGCCGCAUCGACAAACGGUUCCGAGACGGGCAUCAUGUCUACAGAAUCCGUCAACGACUCUGGAAACCAGAGCGACAAGGCUUUGUACUGGGGCGACAUCCCGGAAGGCUUUGACGCGACCAUCUUUGACGACUCUGAGGGCCACAUCAAGUACCUUGUUUUGACCAACACGUGGCCCAAGUUUGUCAAGGACCGACGAUGCUCGAUUGACUCGAAUGAUACCCUGGAAGAUGGAAAUGGAAUCCCUGCCGGUCGAUAG
This is a messenger RNA of Fusarium graminearum PH-1, 1665 nucleotides long. RefSeq lists its product as uncharacterized. The transcript has 5 exons. The coding region runs from base 1 to 1665 and encodes 554 amino acids. The record is from RefSeq and is a predicted model, not a curated record. NCBI's taxonomy places the organism in Eukaryota, Fungi, Ascomycota, Sordariomycetes, Hypocreales, Nectriaceae.